CCACGAUGAAGACUGCGCGUUUGAGUGUCCCUGGCAACGCCACGCUUUCGCCUUCUGGAAGCCUGCACUCCAGCUUGUGAGUGCUGCACUCCCGCACUCCAGAGCGGAACGAUGCCUCUGGAGGUGGUGGUGGAGCUGCAGAUCCGGGCGAUUUCUUGCCCAGGAGUGUUCCUGCCUGACAAACAAGAUGUGUACCUCGGGGUCUACCUCCUGAAUCAGUACCUGGAGACAAACAGCUUUCCCUCUGCGUUCCCCAUUAUGAUUCAGCAGAGCAUGAGAUUUGAAAAGGUAUUUGAAAGUGCAGUAGAUCCUGGAGCUGUAGUAGACCUUUUGGAAAGCUUCCUAACCAGGUUUGAAUUAAUACAGCUAGUUCCUCCAGUGUGGGAUGAGUUGGCCUACUAUGAAGAAAACACACGAGAUUUUCUUUUCCCAGAGCCCAAGCUGACACCUUCGCACCCUAGGAGGUGUAGGGAGGUGCUCAUGAAGACGGCUCUGGGUUUUCCAGGCAUUUCUCCCAAAAUAGAGUUUUCUACAAGGACAGCCAUCAGAGAAUGUGUGUUUCUGCAUAGAAACAGAUUUCUUGAAGAAAGACAGAAGUCACGAAGGCCUUUAUCUACAUCACAUGAACCAAUAUUUCCCUUAAAUACUAUAAAGAUGAAACUAAAGGAGAAUAAUCUCAACAGACUUCCCAAAGGCAUGCAAGCCCGGGCGCCCUCUCCGUAUUCUACCAGGCAUUUCUUCCAGGACCAGCCAGCUCAGUUGAACCUUGGAAAUAAUUUCAAAAUCUCUGGGGGAAGCAAGCCUCCAUUUGUUGUUAGACAUGUGGACAGUGCAAAGCCCUUUGGUGAGAAUAUUUCAGAGCAUCAUUUGAGGAGGUCUAGAAGAAAAUCUAAGUUUUCAGACUUUCCGUUUCCAACGAGAAGAGCUUCUUCUCUUGACAGCCUUGCAGCUAACGUAAAGGUUAUUAAAGAGCCAGAUGAACGGAUUGUUUUAAGGAGUGACUCAUCAUCACGUUUAGAUUCAAGUCAGUUUGGAAAGUCCUCAUCCAGUAAACAAGGAGAUACUGAUUUCCACGGGAAAGCUUCAUUUGCCACCUACCAGCAUUCCAGCUCUCCCGGCCCCUUGGGUCAGCCCCUUCUCAGAGAAAGGUUCCAUCCUGGUUCUCAGUCCACAUGGAAGAAUAUCCAUGAGAGGGUAUGCAGUCUUCUAACAUCCCACAGAGCGCAGCAGCACCAAAACAAGGAAGAUUCUACCUCUGAAGUAAAUUAUAUCAUUGAAAGACCAAGCUACCCUCUGAAGAAAUACCCACUGCAUGAACAGAGAUAUUUUUAAGCUACUGUCUUAUGGGAAAUUAAUGAAAGCUUAAGGAGGAUCAUGAAGAGCUCACUCACUGAGACAAUUGAAGCAUCCUUAAAGAAAUGAACACUUUUUGUUGUCUGUGUUGAGUCACUGAUGUCUAAUCCCCUUUAAACCAAACCCUGUACUCAGUCUUUUGUGCCCAGGUAAGAGUUGUUGAUUAAAGUGUUUGCUGUUUGGGGGCUCACA
Molecule: messenger RNA, 1545 nt
Organism: Symphalangus syndactylus (siamang)
Lineage: Eukaryota; Metazoa; Chordata; Mammalia; Primates; Hylobatidae
Gene: SPATA6L
Product: spermatogenesis associated 6 like
Biological process (GO): spermatogenesis
Cellular component (GO): sperm head-tail coupling apparatus
Molecular function (GO): myosin light chain binding
Source: RefSeq, a predicted model, not a curated record